UAACACAUGAAAACAACUACACAAAAUCCCUCACAUAAAGUCUCUGUACACAAUCAUAAUCAACCAUCCAAUCCUAAAAUUGGUAAAUAUCACUACGCCAUGUUUUUAAGUAGUUAUGGUUCACCUAUUUAUCUUACUCAAUAUAAAGUUGAAUACAUUUCAUUGAUUUGUUAUUGGAUUUAUGUUGCAUUCACUGUUGCAUUUGAUACUUAUCCUGCUUAAAAUGUUGUUACUGAUAAAAUAUUAUAUGAUCACAGAGUUUCUUACAUAAUUUAUUGGGGACCUACUUAUAUCUAUCUGGCAUUAAGCGUCUUUGCAAUUAGCACAUUCCUUGGUAGUUUCAGAAGCCUGAUAUAAAUCUUUGGAAUAUUGGUUUACAUGUGGCAUCUGGCAUACUUCAUUGUAUUUUGGGCUGCUCCAAGUAUAAUGCUUCCAAAGGUUAGAAAUUAUCUUAAAAAAAGUCUGUUGAUGAAUUCUAAGCCAGUGCUGGAUAUUAUUGGACAGAACUUAUGCUAAAUUUAAUUAUGAUCAUUAUUUAAUGUGGUAAUACUCAAGCCACCAUGAAUUAUCCAGCUUAUCUUCAAAAUUAUGUAACUAAAGUUAACAAUGAUAUCGUUGAAUAUUUGGCUGUUGAAGAUGUUGAAGAAGUAAAUCAUGAAACUACACCUAUUAAAGCUUAAACACCAAAUCAUAAGUCAUAAAUAUAAUCCCAAAAACAAAUACAAGGAUGA
Messenger RNA from Paramecium sonneborni, 731 nucleotides. The record is from the annotation of a GenBank genome assembly. Lineage: Eukaryota; Ciliophora; Oligohymenophorea; Peniculida; Parameciidae.